UCCGGGAGACCCCGGUCCCGUGGGACCUAGAGGCCCGCCGGGUAUGAAAGGUGACAAAGGUGACCCGGGCCAGUCCAUCUCGGCUCCAUCUCUGCUGCAGGGUCCUGUUGGAAUAACAGUCAAUGAAAGUCAGAAAGCCAUCUUGAAAUGUACAGUCGAUGGUAAUCCAAGACCAAAAGUCACGUGGUCUAAACUAAAUUUAUCGCUUCCGGUUGGUUGUCACGUGUUAGAGUCCAGUGGUGCUCUGAUUGUGAAGGACGUUAGACCUGGAGACGACGGUGUUUAUAGCUGCAGGGCGGACAAUUUGUUGGGGCAAGUGAAUGCCUCGGCAAAACUAACCGUUCAGUUCGCUCCUCAACUUUCAUUGUCAUCCAAUAGAAAGAUGGCUCAAGAAAGACAAAACAUCACCAUCGCCUGCACUGCCACCGGUCAGCCACUUCCCAGCAUCACGUGGUCCAAAGCAGUUGGUAGUUUACCUGAAAACAGAACUGAAGUGUUGAAUGGAACCCUGACAAUACACAGUGUGACAAGAAUUGACGGUGGAACUUACAUUUGUAAGGCAGGAAAUCUUCUGGGAUCAGCAACAGAUACUUCGUUAGUAGUGAUAUUUUCUCAUCUUCGGUUUAGAGUCCGUCCUCCUCAGGAAGUGACACCUGUGAUUGGUUACAGCGUUCAUCUGCCGUGUGUGGCCGAGAGUGAUCUGAAACCGACAAUCGAUUGGACUAAGGAAGGCAACUCUUUACUUCCUGUAGGGUCCAAGGUUCUACGGAAUAAAACAUUGAACAUUCAGAAAGUUGGGAAAUCACACGAAGGAUCUUACACCUGCAGAGCGACUAAUGCCCUGACAACAAUAGAAGCGAAAGUCAAAGUCAAUUCUCCAGUUAUUGCGACCUCUUGUUCUUUGAUAAGAAAAUACAUCAGCAGUGUAAGCGGUAAUUACGUCAUUGAUCCGGAUGGCUCGGGAGGCCUGGCACCAUUUACAGUUUAUUGUGACAUGAGUGACAAGAAUGGAGUUGGGGUGACAGUCAUAAGUCACGACAGUGAGAGUAGAACGCAUGUGAAUGGGAAUGGGUAUUACGAGUGUUAUUACUCCGUGAUGUUUGCUAGUUACUCACGUGAUAUUCAUUACACAGGAGCGAGUCUCUCUCAACUGGCGAGUCUCACCAGAGUCUCCUCACACUGUGAGCAGUUUAUUAAGUACGAGUGUUAUCAUUCGUUCUUCACCCACAGCGGAACUAUUUUUGCCUGGUGGGUGUCAAGUGAUUCUAGUAAGAUGACGUACUGGGGCGGAGCAACACCUGGCAGUGGUAAGUGCGCAUGCGGGAUGACCAACUCAUGUGCAGAUCCCAGUUAUGGUUGUAACUGUGAUAAGAAUGACCAAGUAUGGCGUGAAGACAGCGGUCUCCUUACUGACAAGACACAUCUGCCAGUUAAACAGCUCAGGUUUGGGGAUACAAACGGUAGUGACAAAGGUUACCACACACUGGGAAAACUGAAAUGCUAUGGUAUAGCGUAACUGACCAUCGUCACUUUAAUUUUCAUGCUCCAAGUUAUGGCAAUCUCAGUAUUUGUAACAAUCAUUUUUGUUAUAAUUUGUUUUCGUUGGGAAAACUGAAAUGCUAUAGAAUGGCUUUAAAAAUCCUCACUGAUCAUUCUGUAAUGCUGUGAGUUUUUUAAAUUAUGGGAAGUUCCAAAUAAUCAUCGUCGUUAUAUUUUUAAAAAGGAAUCCACCAGAAGUUCGACUAUAAACAAGUGGACAAAAUCUUUGCACCAAGAUUACUUACACCGUAUUGCAAACUUCUAUGCGACUGUAUUAACUAUCCUCUUCAA
Orbicella faveolata is the source of this 1830-nucleotide messenger RNA. Its product is annotated as contactin-associated protein 1-like. Lineage: Eukaryota; Metazoa; Cnidaria; Anthozoa; Scleractinia; Merulinidae. Gene Ontology annotation, biological process: axon guidance; synapse organization; homophilic cell-cell adhesion. The record is from RefSeq and is a predicted model, not a curated record. Gene Ontology annotation, cellular component: axon; plasma membrane; neuronal cell body. Gene Ontology annotation, molecular function: cell-cell adhesion mediator activity; axon guidance receptor activity.